Acipenser ruthenus (sterlet) is the source of this 5018-nucleotide messenger RNA. RefSeq names its product centrobin. NCBI's taxonomy places the organism in Eukaryota, Metazoa, Chordata, Actinopteri, Acipenseriformes, Acipenseridae. The transcript is spliced from 21 exons. Gene Ontology annotation, cellular component: centriole; centrosome. The coding region runs from base 613 to 4122 and encodes 1169 amino acids. Gene Ontology annotation, biological process: regulation of cilium assembly; centriole replication; centrosome separation. The record is from RefSeq and is a predicted model, not a curated record.
GCAGCUUGGACACGGUAAAUCCGUGCCGGUUGGCAUAGCAACGCAGCUUGGACACGGUAAAUCCGUGCCGGUUGGCAUAGCAACGCAGUGCGAAGGCGGGUCCUCUCUGUUACGCCGCGCGGGAAGUGAGGCGCGGAUCCGGGCUCCGUGUGAUGACGCAGCCGCUGCUCGGUUGCUAUGGCGCGGUUUAAACCGGGAGAAUUUUUGUAACUGAAUUCCUCCCGGGAUAAACAAAACCGAGGUCUGUAGGGUGACUGUUUCUUACAAACCGCUGGGGACGGACUGUCUGCCAGCCUACAGGCACAUUGAACAACCCUUUUGGGGUUGAAUUAUCAUUAUUAUUAUUAUUAUUAUUAUUAUUAUUAUUAUUAUUAUUAUUAUUAUUAUUAUUGUUGUGUUGUAGUUGCAGCUGAAGCCGGGUGUUGGUUUUGAAAUAUAUUUGUUUACACGGUGUACACAUGCUCGUGUUUACUGCUGCACCCGGAGUAUCAUUACUAGGAAUUUGCCUGACAUUUCUGGACUACAAUUUGUGUGCGAUUAAACCGAAGAAGAGGCAAACGCGAAAGUGUUUGAGUGAGACUGGCGGAGCAAAACUGUCUGACAGGGACAGAGAUGGCCGGGUUUGUGCAAAGCGAGGACCUCAUGAGUGACGUGGAACCCCUCCCAGCCUCCCUGCCCCCCACCCCCUCCGCGUCUCUCCGCCCGAAGGGGCGGGACGCAGCGCUGGAGUCCCGCCGACAAAACCUGACCCAGUCCUGGCCGUCCAGCCCUUACUCCUCCUUCGCUUCCUGCGGGGAAGUCACGGCUCGGCUGUACUCCUCGCUGCAGAAGAGCCGAGAGGCGGAAGCCCAGGCUCACCGCAGCGUGGACCGCCAGACCGCGGGAGAACACAACGGCCGACGCCGGUCUGUCCCAGGUGACGCUGCGCCUUUAGACGCGCCCCUCGAAACGUGCGCGCGGACACGCCCCUCGCAGGUCUCGUCCAAUCGGGCGCCGUCGUUUGCCUCGCUAGCGGUUGCCCCCGGUGGGUGGGAGGAGAGAUCCAGCGGGACUCUGCCGUCUUCUGCUCCGGGUUCUGAUGCUGCUGCCUCUGGCUUCUGCAGCCAGCCCCAGCUGCGUGCUGGGAGGAGCGGCCAGCUCAUUGCCGGGGGCGACCUGGAGUUGCUGGCCGGGGAGAUGGAGCAGAAGCUGCAGGUUGGGGUGGAGACCAGCUCUGCGAUGGUUAAGAACGGGACCCGCUGCAUUUCGGACAUGGAGUCGGUGCGCUCCCACCUCCAGACGAUCCUGAAGGGGUCUGCAGACCCACCCCACAGGGGCUCCCUCGCUCCGGUUUCACUGCAGCAGCAGGAGGAGGGUGGUGAUGACGCCUCGUUUGAAAGCGACAGCACUGCCAGCCUGCUCAAUGCCAGACCCCUGCAGGAGGAGUCGUCGCCCCCCCUGUCGGUCAGCGGUCUGGAGGGCCUCUUCCCUCGGUACAGCCGGCUCCACGCGGACAGGACCGGUCUGCCCUCCUCCUCCUCCUCGGGGCAGAUCCUGAGGGACAGUGUGGAGAAGGAGAGGACGAGACGCAGGCACUGUGAGAAACAGAUACAAAAUCUUCACAACAAGACCCUGGAGCUCCAGCAGCAGCUGGCUCUCGCCGUGUCGGCUGACCGGAAAAAGGACAUCAUGAUCGAGCAGCUGGACAAGACUCUGGCCAAGGUGGUGGAAGGGUGGAAGAAGCACGAGGCAGAGAAGAACGACGCUGUAAAGAGACUGCAGGAGGAGAAGGAGGCUGCAGAGAGGGCUCAGGCUGAACAGCAGAAGGUGCUGGUUCAGUUUGAGGAGAGCCUGGCGCAGGCUGUGGAGGCCAUGGCACUGGAACAGAAGCAGGCAGCUCACCUGCAGAAAGAGAAGCUGCUUCUGGGGGAGGAGCUGGCCGGCUUGCAGAGGCAGGUGGAGGAGCACAGGCAGCGAGGCCGGGCCCUGCAGGAGGAGCUGGAGGAGGCUGGGAGAGCCAGGCUGCUGGCGGAGAGGCAGGGGGAGGCGGUGAGAGACACGCUGGGGGAGCAGAGGGACGCCUGGGCCAGGAGAGAGAGGGAGCUGGAGGAACGGCUGGCCCAGCAGGAGGCGGACUUCAGCAGGCAGCUCCAGACAGAGAAGGAGAGACAAGAGCGUGAGAGCCAGCGUGUCCAGGACUCCCAUCAGGUCCUGCUGUCUGUCCAAGCGGAGGUCCAGAGGCUGGAGACAGAGCUGGAGACUGCGCAGAGGGACAGGGACACCCUGCGCAUGGAGAUGAGCCUGGCCGAGGCUCGGUUUGAGACUCACAGGUUGAAGAUGGAGUCUGAGCUGAAGAUCUCGCUGGAGCAGCAGGUGACUGACAGACUCGCUCCCCUCCACCAGGAGCACGCAGAGCAAGCCUCCGCGCUGAGAGAACAGCACAGAAAGCAGAUCAUGGAGCUGAGUGCCCACCAGCAAAGCGAGCUGUCCAAUCAGCUGGCCCAAUUCAGGGCGGAGCUGCAGGAGAGAGAGGAGAGGCAUCGACGAAUCACAGAGGAGUAUGAAAUGAGGCUGGUCAAAAGCCAGGAGGAGAUUUCAGAGCUGCAGGCUGGGAAGAGGAAAGCAGAGUCCCAGAGAACAGACCUGGUCAAACGAUUGCAGAGCAUGAUGCAGUCUCACUGGAACGAGGCGCACAAAGUGUUAAUGACGCAGAACUCUCCGCAGACCGGCCGGCUGAAGCAGAUGGAGGACCACGGUGCAGACCAGCCCCUCUUCCUGUCCAAGAGCUCCGGCAGGCAGGAGCUGAGAGACCGGGGCUCCGAUAACUGCGAUUCAGGCUUCCCGGCAGCCCUGAGCUGCACCGCGUCCGAGCUGAAGGGGGCGCCGCAGGGCAGCCUGGGAGAGAGGCAGGAGGGGAGCGCAGGCAGGACAGGGCCCCAGGAUCAGCAGCCUGGCUGGGGUUCGAAGGAGCAGAGGAGAGGGAGGGAGCCUCCUGGGGAGGCGGGAGGAGAGCGCCUUCCGCUAGAAAACAAGUUCAGCUACCGAGCCUUGCGGGAGCCCCGGAGCUCCCAGAAUGCAUUUCCCCGCGCUGUCCCGCUCCAAGCAGUGAUCCAGCUCACCUCACAGAGACCCCCUUCCGAUUCCUCGGACCCCCAGCCUCCCCCAAGAGGCUUCUCUAUAAACCAGCGGAGCGGCGCUCAGCAGCCCCCCCCUCCUCACCAGCCGCCCCCCCCCGCCGGAGCCCCCUCCUUCCUGCCCCCGCCCCAGGCCGACCUCAGCAGCUUCUUCCACAGCAGCUUCCUCAGCAGCCAGGGCUUCUCCCCAUUGGAGCCGCAGCUGGAUGAGACCGCACUGACCUCUCUGGGUUUCCAUCGGGACGAGCUGGCCGAGCAUCCUCUAGCGGAGGAGAGAGGAGAGGGGAGCGGGCAGCGCGGGCACAGCCUGGGCACCAGCCUGGACUCCAGCAGCAGCUGCAGCAAACACAGCGAGCUGCAACACUACAUCCACAUGCUCCUAGACAGAUCUCCUGGGGAGCCCCUGGAAUCCAGACCCCUCGAUUCCGAGGAACCCCCAAACUCACACAGUGCCUCCCAGUAUCCCCAGUAUACCCAGCAUCCCCAGCAAGGUGGCUCGCCCGUGCUCAGAGCCCGGUCCACUGGGCUGUGGGACCACGUGAGACCAGCGCCCACGGGCCAGUCCGCUGUGCAGAAAAUGAAAAUGCCAGCGGCUGCACCGUCCCAGAGAAGCACGGAGCAAAACCAGCCUCCACCCUCGACAGCAGUGAGAGGUGCUGAAGAAGGGGUGUUGUCCCCCAAGCAGAUUGGGGAGCUCUCCAGACUCCUGGGACAGUACCAGGGUCACCCAGGCAAGGGGGUGCCGUCCAUGGAGGAGCUGUACACCUACCUCCGGGGCGUGGAGCCCAACAGACAGAAAGAAGCACACGUGGGAAGUGCGGCUGAGCGAGGAAACCGGGAUCAGAAAGUGAACCACGCCGUGAAGAAGGAGUUGGUGCCGUCCCAGUCCGCCCCGUCCCAGCGUCGAACCAUCGCAUCCCGUCCGGGCAGCGAGAAGAGCCAGCCCAAACCAGGAAAGAAACUGGGGAACCAGAACCAGGGAUCGGCCAAGGGGUCCUCGUGGAGAUAGGAGAGCCGGAGACGGGGAGCACAGGGGAGCGUUUCUACAAACCGGGGUCCCAGACCACAGCAAGGGGGCUCCGGCCUCUCUCUGAUCUGGGAGUCUGAGUCCGAGAGACUCUCAGAGCAGAGCAAGGAGGGGUCCAGCCUCUCUCUGAUCUGGGAGUCUGAGUCCGAGAGACUCUCAGAGCAGAGCAAGGAGGGGUCCAGCCUCUCUCUGAUCUGGGAGUCUGAGUCCGAGUGACUCCAGAGCACAGCAAGGAGGGGUCCAGCCUCUCUCUGAUCUGGGAGUCUGAGUCCGAGAGACUCUCAGAGCAGAGCAAGGAGGGGUCCAGCCUCUCUCUGAUCUGGGAGUCUGAGUCCGAGAGACUCUCAGAGCAGAGCAAGGAGGGGUCCAGCCUCUCUCUGAUCUGGGAGUCUGAGUCCGAGAGACUCUCAGAGCAGAGCAAGGGGGCUCCGGCCUCUCUCUGAUCUGGGAGUCUGAGUCCGAGAGACUCUCAGAGCAGAGCAAGGAGGGGUCCAGCCUCUCUCUGAUCUGGGAGUCUGAGUCCGAGAGACUCUCAGAGCAGAGCAAGGAGGGGUCCAGCCUCUCUCUGAUCUGGGAGUCUGAGUCCGAGAGACUCCCAGAGCAGAGCAAGGGGGGGUCCAGCCUCUCUCUAUCUAUCUAUCUAUCUAUCUAUCUAUCUCUCUAUCUCUCUAUCGCUAUUUCUCUAUCUGUCUAUCUGUAUUAUUUUUUUGAAUGUAAUAUACUCAUUAAAAUGAAGUGGGUAUUUGAUAAGUAUGUGUAUAGUAUUUAUAUAAUUUCUAACAAAACCCGACCAUGAUCUUCUGAAUGAUUUCAAUGCACUGUUUUUAUUCAUAUAUUUGUAUUUGUUUUAUUUUAUAUAAAUGCUUUCUUGUUGCCAA